AUUGGAUAUUUAAUUUUGUUGUGAAUUGAUUGAUGUUUGUUUUCUGUGAAAUGUAUCAUGUCAUCUUUCUUUUUUGUAGGGUUAUCUUUUUCUAAUUAUAAUGCUUGUUUCCUAUUACUGAAUAAUUAUUUUUUUCAUUUUUUCUCAAAAUGGAGGAGUUUAAGGAAGCAAAUUUACUAGUAUUUGAUCAGAAGAUAAUUGUAAGUGGGUUAAAGAUGUUUCUAGUAGAGAGCAAAGGAGGGGCAAUAGCAUGUAUGCUCUUUUCAUUGCUGUUCUUGGGGACAUGGCCUGCUGUAUUAGCCUUCCUCGAAAGGCGAGGCCGGCUUCCUCAACAUACUUAUCUUGAUUACUCCAUAACCAAUCUCUUGGCUGCUGUGAUCAUUGCCCUUACUCUUGGUCAGAUGGGGGAUGACAAACCAGGAAUGCCUAAUUUCAUCACCCAACUUUAUCAGGAUAACUGGCCCUCAGUGUUAUUCGCAAUGGUUGGUGGAGUAGUCCUCAGUAUCGGAAAUCUGUCCACACAAUAUGCUUGGGCAUUAGUAGGUUUAUCAGUAGUAGAGGUGGUCUCUGCUAGCAUUACUGUUGUAAUAGGAACUACAUUAAACUAUUUUCUGGAUGACAAAAUUAACAAGGCUUACAUACUUUUCCCUGGUGUCGCGUGUUUUUUGAUUGCUGUCAUUUUGGGAUCACUUGUUCACUCAUCUAAUGCAUCAGAUAACAAGAAAAAGCUCAGUCAUUUGUCAAGUGGUUAUGAAGACAAAGUAGUGAAUAAGGGUGCUUCAAAGGAUCCUGAAAACGGAAAAGAAGUAAAGGUACCGGCACAGUUUGGCACUGCAGAAUAUCUCAUUGAAUUAGAGGAUAAGAGAUCCAUAAAGGUGUUUGAUAGGAGCAUUUGGCUUGGACUCGCUAUAACUUUCUUUUCCGGGAUCUGCUUCUCUCUAUUCUCUCCUGCUUUCAACCUAGCAACAAAUGACCAGUUCCAUCUCCUAAAGAAAGGAGUCCCUCAUUUGGUGGUUUACACUGCUUUCUUCUACUUCUCAGUCUGUUGUUUCGUGGUUGCCAUCGUUCUGAACAUCACAUUCCUAUACCAUCCUAUAUUGAACUUGCCCAAGUCAUCGAUUAAGGCCUACAUAGCAGACUCGAAAGGAAGAGGGUGGGCCUUACUUGCAGGGCUUCUCUGUGGUUUUGGGAAUGGUCUUCAGUUCAUGGGAGGUCAGGCUGCAGGCUAUGCUGCAGCUGAUGCAGUUCAGGCACUUCCUCUGGUUAGCACCUUUUGGGCUGUACUACUAUUCGGCGAGUACAGAAAAUCUUCAAGAAGAACAUAUAUAUUACUAGUUAGCAUGUUGUUGAUGUUCGUUGUAGCAGUUGGUAUCCUGAUGGCAUCUUCAGGACAUAGGAAAUGAUUUAUUUAGCUUCGAAGGAAUUUAGGUAUUAGGCAUUUUUAUACACAAAAGUGCUGAUUAAUGUUAUUGAACACUGUCUUAAACAUUUGGAUAAAUAAAAAUGUUAUAUAUUCUUUAUAAA
This is a messenger RNA of Chenopodium quinoa (quinoa), 1524 nucleotides long. Its product is annotated as ureide permease 2-like. Gene Ontology annotation, biological process: nitrogen compound transport. Lineage: Eukaryota; Viridiplantae; Streptophyta; Magnoliopsida; Caryophyllales; Amaranthaceae. Gene Ontology annotation, cellular component: membrane. The transcript is spliced from 7 exons. The record is from RefSeq and is a predicted model, not a curated record. The coding region runs from base 150 to 1403 and encodes 417 amino acids. Gene Ontology annotation, molecular function: allantoin:proton symporter activity; uracil:monoatomic cation symporter activity.